CCUAGCAAAAGACUCCCCUGGAACCUAACCUAAUUUAGCCUCCGAGAGAACUGCGUUGUUGCUGUGACUGCUCCUGCUCGUCGUGAAUCUGCUUAGUGUGCUCACCCUCGGUGGCUCGAAUUCGAAUCUCGCCGCGCCUCAGCCUCCGCCUCUAGAACUUGUGCUUCCACCUCCGACUAGUCGCGCCUCUGCUACCACCUAGAAUUCUUCAGGUUCCUGACCAUUGCUUCCACCUUAAGAACAAGUUGAGGGGAAACAAACUCAGGGAGUAGAAAUAUGUUUUUUGGUCUGAGAAACUUCACCGAGAGGACCGGAGAUGGCGUCGGCCAACCAGUGCUUGAUACCGACAAUGGUGAGGAGCUUAUGCGCGUCCAACCAGGGGUUGAUGUCGUCCUCGCUAAUCGUCCUCGCGAGUCCCAUGGCACUCUCUACGUUUCUAACAAGCAAGUGAUAUGGUUGAGUGAUGUGGACAAGGCUAAAGGCUAUGCAGUUGAUUUUUUGUCUGUGUCACUUCAUGCAGUAUCAAGAGAUCCUGAGGCCUAUCCAGUUCCUUGUAUAUAUACGCAGAUUGAGACUAAUCCAGAUGGGGAUGAGUCUGACAACUCAGAUUCAGAAUGGAAUGAAACCUUAGAUCUGUCCAGGAUCAGAGAGAUGAGGCUUAUUCCAUCAGAUCCAAGUCAAUUGGAUUCUCUUUUUGAAAUAUUCUGCGAGUGUGCAGAGCUUAAUCCUGAACCAAAUGAUGAGGAAGGAGAAGAGCAUGAAUGGAUUUUCAGCGCAGACCAAAUGGCAGAGGAAGAGGAGGAAGAAUGUGUCUCUCAAAAUCCUGUCAACACAAUUGGUCAGUCAAAUGGUGAUCAUGACCUUGCUCAUACAGUGCUUGAGCUUCGAAUUGAUGACGAAGUCUUCGACGAUGCGGAGGAGAUGGAGCAUGAUAGAAACAACACCCAUAAUUGAAUCCCUGUGAUUUCCUCAAAAAUAGCGUUGUUCAGUGGUCUUAAAGCCAUACCUGUUAUCCAUUGGUUAGUAUCAAAGGUGUAACUAAAAACAGAAUGGUUGGAAAAAGCUAGUCUUGGGGCACAUGCUCAAGUUCUGUGAUCUUGCUAGGGUCAUAGCCUGAUUAUUGCUUUAGGUGGUGUGUCCUCAAGGCCUUGGCUUUGCCGGCGUGGCGGUUCUUGGUGGUGUUCCUUCGGUGUCUUAGCCAUCAUGAGGUUGUACCGUUGUAGCAUGCUGUGAAUUGCUGUGAGCAAUCACAACCUUCUUGUAGUGCGUCAGUAGCUCUUUGCGUUAUGAGAUUAGAUCUUUGCUUUUGAA
Messenger RNA from Prosopis cineraria, 1311 nucleotides. RefSeq names its product chloride conductance regulatory protein ICln. Gene Ontology annotation, cellular component: pICln-Sm protein complex; plasma membrane; cytosol. Lineage: Eukaryota; Viridiplantae; Streptophyta; Magnoliopsida; Fabales; Fabaceae. The coding region runs from base 277 to 954 and encodes 225 amino acids. Gene Ontology annotation, biological process: cell volume homeostasis; chloride transport; mRNA cis splicing, via spliceosome. The transcript is spliced from 7 exons. The record is from RefSeq and is a predicted model, not a curated record.